Schistosoma guineensis is the source of this 531-nucleotide messenger RNA. The record is from the annotation of a GenBank genome assembly. NCBI's taxonomy places the organism in Eukaryota, Metazoa, Platyhelminthes, Trematoda, Strigeidida, Schistosomatidae.
AUGAGAAGUGAUAAAAUAAUGUACUUAUCACGAGAGCUUGAAUCGUUUUCUACUUACCCAUUGGAAGUUUUACCGAAUGUUUUAUAUAUUGGUACAGUUCAACAUGCUGGUGAUCGUAAACUUCAUAGACAAAUGAAUAUUGUAGCACAUAUAAAUUGUGCAUUAGAUAAUGACGAUCCUAUAUACCAGAAUUGUAAAGACUCUAUGUUGAAUAUUCAACCAACUGAAAAUUGUAAACUGUUAUCAUUUUUGGACAACACUUGUGAUUUUAUUCAAGAUAAACGAUUAAGAGGACAACGUGUUUUAAUUAUUUCAAAAUGGAUGUUUAAUCAGUCUGUAGUGAUUGCAAUUGCUUAUCUUAUUAAAUAUGAAUUAAUGAGUUUAAAAGAUGCAUGGAUGUAUUUGCGAAAGAUCUGUAUACCGAUGCAACCAAGUUGGAAUUUUAUGAUACAAUUAGCUGAAUUUGAAUAUAACUUACAGCGUACUGAUAAAUUGAUUCCAUUAACAGAAGAUGAUUACUAUGAAAGAUGA